Messenger RNA from Strongyloides ratti, 1527 nucleotides. RefSeq lists its product as hypothetical. The record is from RefSeq and is a predicted model, not a curated record. The coding region runs from base 1 to 1527 and encodes 508 amino acids. The transcript is spliced from 4 exons. Lineage: Eukaryota; Metazoa; Nematoda; Chromadorea; Rhabditida; Strongyloididae.
AUGAACACGCCGAAAUCAGUAAUUGCAUUAUCACAAUGUUUUGGAACAGUGCAAUAUAUGAGUAAAGAAGAUCAUGACCGCGAAAGAAAUAGAUGGCAACAAAGACUAGACGAAACUGAAGAGAAACUUCUUGAAAUGUCAAAUGCGAAUUCACAUAUGAUGCAAAUAAAGGCGCAACUGAAUAAAAAAAUUAUUGAGUUUGAAAAAAAUCAAAGACCGUUAAUAGAACAAAAUAAAAGAUUAAAUGAAAGAAAUAAAAUUUUAACACAAGAAAUAAGAAAAAUUAAUGAUAAAUUAACACAUUCUCAAACUGAUAUGAUUAGUCUGAAAGAUAGUUAUGAUAGAUUAAUAAAAGAAAAUAAUAUUUUGAAAGAACAAAGAACAUUUCCAGAAAAAAUUAAAGAAUUAGAUCGUUAUCGCAAUCAAGCUCUUGAAUAUUCAAAAUGUAUAACUGCAUUAAGACAUGCUGGUAUGGAAAAAGAUAAACGUUUUGAAUUAUUAUUACAAAAAUACAGAAGAAUGAGGAGAGCUGUCAUUAAUAAGGUAAAUACAGAGUUAGAUGAAGAUAAAAUGAGUCAAUUUGGAUCUGAUGGUUCAGUUGAAAGUUUCUCCUGCUUAGAUACAAUAAAUGAAGAUUUAUUAGAAUUUGAAAAUGUUGAAAGACAAAUAAAGAGUGAAAUAUUUGAUUGUAGUGAGAAAGACAAUGACAUUGCUCAAAAAGAAGAAAUAAAAUUUUUAACUGAAACAGUUGAAAAACAAAAAAAUGAGAUACAGAUGUUAAAGGAUAAAUGUAAUAAUUUAGAAUCAGAAAUUGCUAGUUCAAGAGAAUGUAAUGAUUUGUUAGAAUUUCAAAUUUUGGAAAUGACAGAAAAUAUGAAAGAUAUGCUUCCAAUAUCUAGUGUUGAACAUGAACGUAAAAUGUAUAAUGAAAUAAUUAAAAAAAUAGUAGUACUAUUUAAUUCAACAAGUCAAAUUAUAGAAAAUGAAAAAAAAAAUCUUCCAAAAAAUAUAACAAUAUUAAAUAAUAUGUCAUCAAAGUUAUACAUUGAUAUAGAUAAUGAAAUUAAUGAUGAGAAAAUAGAAUUAAUAAAUAACAGAAUUUGUACAUUUACUAAAAAUGUACAAGCAAUAAUAAAAGAAAGAAUAGAAUGUGAUAAAAUACAUGAUGCUGAAAGAGAUGCUUGGAAAGAUGAGUUAAGUAAAAUGUAUGAUCAAUUACAGAUUGCUUUACAAAAUGUUAAAGUUCUUGAAGAAAAAGAACAUCCUAUUAGAUCACUUUUAGAAAGAAGAUUGGAAGAAGCUCGUUAUAGAUUAAAAGAAGCAUUACAAACUAUUGAAAAUUAUGAAAAUCUUAUGGAAGAAGCUAAUAAUCGACUUGCUCAAUUGGAAGUUUCAGAAAAAAGAAACGAUGAAUUAGAGAAAAAAGUUAUUUGCCUUCAGACGUAUGUAAAUGAAUUUGAGGAACAAUUUGCUGCACAAAUUGAUGUAAUUAAUCUAUUAAAAAAACAACUCGAACUUGUGCGCUAA